AUGGACAGCGCACCUCGUACCGGCGACAAGAGGGGCCCAGUCGGGGCAGGAGACAUCAAGGUGAGCUUAUCGCAACUCUACGACGGCCUGCGCCGUGCCCACGAGGCGCUCAAGCUCAAGUGCGACCGCGUCUUUCCCUGUACGGCCUGCCGCAAGCGCGACUGCGCCGACAUCUGCCCGAUUGGCACGGCCAAGCCUCCUGGUCGUGCCGUCCGCAUCGCCGCCGAGUUUAGCGCGCUCCUGCGCCGAGUCGAGCAGCUCGAGUCGACCAUCCGCGACCUCGGCGCCGAGGACCGGAUCCCGCCGCCGCUCAACCUCGAGGAGGCGACCAAGCGCUCGACGACCGUCACCAAGGCGCUCCAGGCCGAGAUUGCCCAGCCGCGCGAGGACUCGAGUCAAGAUUACGAGGAGCAGGGCUCGGACGGCGAGGAGGGAGCAGAGCAAAUGGCGGGCGACGCCGCAGUCGAGUCGGUCCUCGUCGGCGUCGGGUCGCUCAGCAUCGCCGACAGUGGGCGCACCCGGUUCCUCGGCACGUCAGCUGGUUCGGCCUACUACUACGACGAGAACGCCGAGCAGGACGACAGCGACCACAGCUCGCUCGCCGACGAGCCGACCGCACUCGGCGACGGCAUCACGCGCUUCCCGUACAUCCAGCUCGGCAACGCGUACCCGAAGGCGUCAGAGCUCGAACGACUGCGCGGGUACCUCCCCGACGAGGCCGAGGGACGCCGACUUGCCGAGAACUAUUGGAAGUACCUGUCGUUCCAGUUCACGCCGCUCGAGGAGCAAGUCUUCUACGAGGACUACCUCGUCGCCGCCUACUCGCCCCACGACCCGCACGGCGCCAAGCUCGCCGCCGUCUUCAUCAUCCUGUCGCUCGGCAGCGUCUUUGACCCGUCGGCCCCGGCCACGCCCAACGCCAACGCGCACCAGUACUUCGUCCUCGCGCACAACACGCUGGCUGCGUCGCGUUUCCUCGCCAACUCGACCCUCGCCGGCGUGCAGACGCUUCAGCUCAGCGCCAACUUCCUGCUCAACAGCCACGACUUUCACCAAGGCGCCGAGACGUUCUGGCCCAUCCUCGGCAUGGCGAGCCGCAUGCUCGUCACGCAGGGCCUGCACCGCGACGGGUCGAGCUUCGGCCUCACCGGCGUCGAGCUCAACCGCCGCCGGCGCGUCUUCUACGAGCUCAUCACGCUCGAGCGCAUGCAGGCGUUCAUCAGCGGGCGCCCGUACACGCUCCAGGCCGCCCACUUCGACACCCAGAUGCCCGCCGACGCCGACGGCUACCAGCGCCAGAAGUGGCGGAUCGGGACGCUCAUCGGUCGCGUCAUCGACCGGGCGUUCUCGGUCGCGACACCGUCGUACUCGACCAUCCUCGGGCUCGACCAGGAGCUGCGCGAGCUCGUCAAGGAGACGCCGGCCGAGUGGCGGUCGGGCGCGCUCCCCGCCGACGCGUUCGUGACCAAGCCGUCGGGCAUUCCUCAAUUGCCGCCGACGCCCGAGCCGCACGAGCACGAGUACGACCUUGUCUUUGUCAUGCGGGCGCACACGCUCGACGCCAUGUUCUCCCAGGUCCUCUUCUACCUGCACAAGCCGGCGUUCGCGCAGGCGCUCCUCAAGAACUCGGACGAGCCGCUCAAGUCGCCAUGGGCGGCAAGCGUCGCCGCCGUCUCGCUCGAGACGGCCGUCUACUUGCUCGCGGUCGCCAAGUCGUGGACGAGGCUACACCCGAUCUGCGCGCGGUGGUGGCACAUCUUCUUCCACACCUACGCCUGCUCGGUCGCUCAGGCGAGCCUCGUCAUCAAGAGCCCUCGGUCGAUGCUCGCGCCGCACGCCUGGUCGCAGCUCAACGAGGCGGUCGCCAUCUUCGAGAGCGCGGGCGCCGGCGGCGCACCCGUCGCGUCGUUCGUCCCGCGCCUGCACGUCCUGCGCGAGAAGGCCUACCUGUCGCUCCAGAACGUCAUCUCGGUGCCGCUCGGGCUCGGCGCCGGUCGGCCGGGCGAGGACAUGGGCGACGCGCUCGCCGAGGGCACCGACGCGAGCCGGUUCAUCCUUGGGCCGCCGACUCGGCUCGAGCGCAAGCCGCGCAAGAAGGCGGCCGUCGGCGUCGUCAGCGGCGCUCGAAGCUCGCCGGCGAGCGAGGGCCUGUCGCCCGAGGGCCCAUCGCCGAGCGCCGUCCUCGCCCACAUGCUCGGCGGCGCGCCGGCUCUCUCGGCGCAGGCUCCUCCCGUCACCAUGUUCCCGCCGCGACCGAGCGAGGCGUACCACCCGCUCGACUCGCCCAUCCUGCGCCGUCCCCCGCCACAGCAGCACCAGCAGCAGCACCCGCUGCCGCCGCCGCCGCCGUCGCAUCAGCAGCCACCCACGCCGCCGCAGCAGGUCUCGGCGCAGACGGCCGCUGCCAUGUACCUCUCGGCGCACCACCACCCGGCGCAGCAGAGCGCGUACUCGCCGCAGCCGCAGCCGCAGCCGCAGCAGAUGUCGUACCGCCAAAUGCCGCUCGGCCAGCCGGCCCACGCCCACCGCCCGCCUUCCUCCGCACACGCUCCUCAACUUCCCUCGGCGCCGCAACCAUAUCCUCCUCCCCAGAAUCACUACCUCGCCGGCCACGUCGCGCAAGAUCCCGGUCAAGGUCCGCCCAACUACGCCUCGCCGCCAGGCCGAGCCGAGUACGGCGCGGCGCCGAGCCCGCUCUUCAACCUCGUCAGCUUUGCGACCGACUUUCCGCUGCAGCAGGGCGGUGCAGCGCCGGUGGUCGGCGAGGCAGGUGGGGGAGAGAGGCGUGGGUUUGGGUCGGUCGAGGCGGGCGAGGAGCAGCAGCUCGCCGGCAUGGACGGCUCGCAAGGAGGCGAGCAUUGGCCGCACUGGCUCGACUCGCUCGGGGCGGGCAGUGCAGGCUUGCCGUCGCCGCUCGAUUUCAGUCGCUUUUCGUGAUGCAGCGCAGCGCAUUCUCUCG
Messenger RNA from Rhodotorula graminis WP1, 2959 nucleotides. RefSeq lists its product as uncharacterized. The record is from RefSeq and is a predicted model, not a curated record. Gene Ontology annotation, molecular function: DNA binding; zinc ion binding. The transcript has 8 exons. NCBI's taxonomy places the organism in Eukaryota, Fungi, Basidiomycota, Microbotryomycetes, Sporidiobolales, Sporidiobolaceae. Gene Ontology annotation, biological process: DNA-templated transcription. Bases 1 to 2937 code for a protein of 978 amino acids.